Molecule: messenger RNA, 4102 nt
Organism: Sclerotinia trifoliorum
Lineage: Eukaryota; Fungi; Ascomycota; Leotiomycetes; Helotiales; Sclerotiniaceae
Source: the annotation of a GenBank genome assembly
ACAUAAAUCAUAUUAACAACAAAAGAAAUAUCAGGUCAAUAUGCCUUUUCUAUUCAGCCCAGCCCAGCCAUCCAUUGACCAAUGUAUUCCAUUAUUAAAGCCAAAAUUAUCAGAGAUCAUAGUCCAUCUGACUUUCAUCCCUCCGUUUGCUUCAAAAGAAAACAAUAUUCAACAUUCCAUCGACAGACUAUCGAACAGGAUAGUCCGCGCCAGGCACUCCAAUGCAAGUAUUGAAGAAUCGAUAUCCAUGUCCCUGAAGAUAGUGCCAAGGAUACGCAAACUUCCUCCGUGGAAAUUUAUCAACAUCGAGCUAAAGUUUGGAGGUUCGGAAAAUGUGCCAACAGUUGAUGAGACCUUGAGAAACAUUUUAGAAGAAUUUGCCCGUGACCUUGGGAGUAUUGGAGGUUGCCCUGUGUCUAUCCGUACCUCCCCGUUCAUACCGGAUAGCACCUCUCGUGUUAGUGGUUUGGUUGAUGUAAGUCUUCCUUUGGCACAUCAAUGGAAUUACGUCUAGUAUAUCCAGAAUUUGGGAAUUUAAACUAAUGCUGCAUUGUUAGCACGAUGAACUACUGCAUUACAUCCCCAGCACUUGCACGAUCAACUUGUGUUUGUCUCGACAACUAGACAAUGCAGAAAAAUCAAAUUCAAAUGCCGUUUCAUCUAGAAGCACGGAGGCAGAGAUUGCACGACUUAUUUCAAUCGGUCUUAACCUAAGUGGUGUAAAGUUACGUGAAGAUUUGCUUCAAUCAUUAUCACCAUGCGAACACCCCAAAUUGGAUUCUACAUCUGAUGAUUCAUCCUUUUUAAAAUGUCUUCCUACCCACCUACGCGGGGGAGUAAGGAAGCAGUACAGACCUUGCUUACGAAGAAUCAAGAAGAGAAACCUACAUGAUCAUUCCCACAGCGACAUAGAUCUUGGUUAUGGUGGAUCUCACUUUUCUGCGCAACCGUUUCCUAAGUAUGAUCCAAAUGUGGAUUUAACAUAUCUAUUUGAGACGGAUGGCAUUUAUCGUGUUGGUACAUAUAUCAGCCCGACGGUGAUUACAAAAAGACGCGAGAUGCUGAGUAAAGUCUCAGGGUUGGUAUCUGCGAAGGCAAUCCACAACACUCGAUGUUAUAACUCCUGUGCCGAAUCAAACGUCGAGCUCAUUUCUGAACAACUGAUUCAUAGCAGCCGAAGCAAUAAUUCCAUUAUCGAAUUCAAUCCGAGGUAUCAUUGUGACACUGUGAGCCAGCCUUAUGUCAGUCUUGGUCUUGGAUGUUCAGGUCUCGGUACUGAUUCAAGUUAUAUGCGUUUAAGAGGAGGGGUUGGAGAUACAGAUGGUAAUAGCCCGGACCCAAUCAAUUCAACAUCAGCACCAUCAAGGCGUACUCGCAUACGCGACCAAUUUCGUGCUAUGUUGAAUAAGAAUCCCCUGAAAUUCAUAUUAGGGAAGUUUUCUUGCAAGAAACCAACGCAAACCCCACAAGAACGAGGUUAUAUUGAGCUCGAAGAAGUUCACAGCCGUGAAGAGCUUGAAGAGAAAUUUGAGAGAGAAGUGAGAGAAAAGGGCAUAUCGCAUGAUAGUCCUUCAAAACAAGAUGAUUAUCAGAGAGCAAUGAACGAAUAUAAUCUGUUCUUGGAGCAGAUAAUUGAGAUAAAAACGUCGUUGCGCGAGAUUGAAGAGCUUCUCCCUGAAGACUGCGAUGAAGUACGGAAAUACAGAAGUAUCCGCAAAGAUGCAAUAGCACUAGAAAACUUUGAUAAAAGAAUGGCGCAGAUAGAUCGACAGAAAGACGGCCCCCUCGAUAUGAAGAGCAGACUCAAGUUUAUAAACCGCGCUUGUAAAGAGGCAAAUGUUGUGAAGGGAAUCUUCCACAAAAGAAGAGAUCUAGCGCGAAUUGCCUGGAGAAAUUUGCUUUAUUCCGAUUCUGACUCAACCACUCCACUAUUGCGCGGAGGGGCAGGACCACCGAAAAGAUUCCAGCGAAGGUAUAGGAUGGGUAUACAGGAAUUCGCUAAAUUUCAGUCGGAGAAUGAGCCAAUUGCAGGACCUGCUCCUACUUCGAGCCAAAUAGUCGGAUCGGAGACUCCUACGCAAACAGCAGAAGCUCUGGAGCCUACACAGACAGUCGAAUCUCCGACUUCAACCGAAAUAGCGGAAGCUCCGACUCCUACGCAGACAGUCGAAGGCCCAAUUCCUACGCAAACAACGGAAACCCUGACGCCCACAGAAACAGUCGAACCUCCGACCUUUACACAAGCAGCUGAACCUUUGAAUCAUACGCAAAUAGUCGAACCUGGGACUCCUAUGCAAGCGCAAGAAUCUCUGGCUUCUAACCAAGCAGUUGUAUCGCCAAAUCCUACCCAAACAAUCUUAAUGUCAAAUCCUACGCAAGCGGUAGAAUCUGUGACUCCUGGCCAAAAAGGUGUAUCCCAGAAUCCUACGCAAAUAGUUGAACCUCCACCUGCACGUCCAGCACUUCAAACUCACCAACAGCAUGAUUCAAUAGACAGUGGUGUUGGUGGCUUAAAGGACACUGGAAGUCAACAAAAAGAUGAAGCUACACAAGAUGAAGCCGCAAAAGAUGAGCCUGCACAAGAUGGAAAUCCUGUCCCAGCCUAUGAGUCUUCAGAAUCUCAAAAUCGAUACACAGUGGAGGUUGCAGAAGCUACAGAGAGCUCAGAUGAAGACAACGUUGAGCAGUCUAACACUCUCGGAAAUUCAAAUAAUAUCGUGAAGUUAAAUGAUUCCGAAGAAUUAGAUAGCGUCGAGGACUCGGACGAUUUCGAAGAGCCAAAAAGUUUGGAGGGACCCAAAAGUGUCAACGAGACUGGCAAUGCAGGAAGUGAAACUGGCACUUUAGAAAGUUCAGAACCUGAAGAGCUGGAAAGAUUUGCUAGACAACGACUUGAAAGGGCACGGGAACAACUUGAGAGGCAAACGCGAUUAAAAGACGAAAUUGGCGAUAUAGCAGCCGAAUUUUUUGAUCUCGUAAAUGAGAUUGCAUUCAAACGCCACGCUAUUUUAGACGGGGAUCCUCUUACAAAAGCCGGUUUUGAAUCGCGGAUUAUCGAUGACGAUGUGGCGGCUAUAACCAGAUAUAUAAAGUGUAAAUGGGAAAUUUCACGUAUCCUUGAUGAAGAGACUUUGUAUUCGUAUCAAGUUACACGUGCAGAGAAUUGUGUUAUAGGGGCAAGAUGCGUGAAGCAUAUAAUGGAUAAUUGGUACGCCGCGGUAGUUGAACGGCGAGAAAACUCUACGUUUGAGCCUGCAACAACAGGAAGUUUGGGAAUCCUGGAUAAUUGGGAAUACGUCCCAGCUUUACCGGAGACUUGGUCUAGCCCUACGCUAAGAAGAAGAUCCUCAGUGGGAGUGGCUUCUGCUUCAACUCCGCAAUCUAAAGCCGUGGAGAAAAAGCCUGGUGAGUCUUCAAAAAGCAGCGCUCGUCGCCCGUUUCGAAAAUCGUACCCCGCGGUUGAAGAACGUGGUGAAUCUUCAAAAAGUAAUAGUCCUGUCGACAAUUCGAAUAUCACAGCACAGAUAAACGAAUUGGAGGCUAAGAACGGAAUUGAGGUGACUAGCGUCUCAAGACGUAGUUCAAAAGACCAUAGUAUUAAUGAGCGCGGUGCAAAAAUCACGUCUCUGAGAGAGAACAUCGAGGAAGAAGAUUAUCAGCCGCAGAUUGAGGAAGAGUGUAUAGAGACACUUACGGUUCUGGGGGCUACGCGUGCCGAAGCUAUUAAUAUAUUGAUAGCUACUGAAGGAGACGUUCAACGCGCGGCUAAUAUCUUCUACGAGGAAGAUCCCUUGGUGAAUGAUGAUGCGUAUGAUUUGUUGGAGGAUGCCGAGGCUGAUAUAAAUGGACUGGUGGCAUCGAUGGGAGUAUCGCCCCGCAAAGCUUUUAUUGCGUUGCUGCUUUCCGAGGAUGAUGUUGGAAAGGCUGUACUUCAUUUAUCGGCUGAUUUUACUUAUGAUGCGGAUGAUGAGGUUACUGAGGCGGCUAAUGAUGAUAAGGUUGUUGGUAGUGGUGGUAAAAAGGGAAAGGAAGUAUAGUCUUGUGAAGCAUUAGCGGGAACGUUGACCUUAUCAUGUAAAUAGCGGUUUAGGGAAUAAUCGAA